Ruditapes philippinarum (Manila clam) is the source of this 1320-nucleotide messenger RNA. RefSeq lists its product as uncharacterized. The coding region runs from base 221 to 826 and encodes 201 amino acids. The record is from RefSeq and is a predicted model, not a curated record. The transcript is spliced from 4 exons. Lineage: Eukaryota; Metazoa; Mollusca; Bivalvia; Venerida; Veneridae.
CGGAAAAUCACUUAAACUUUUCUAUUUAAAAAAAAACAGUUUUUAAAUGUUGGCUCUUUGAUUUAAAUGUAAAUGUUAAGCUUUUAAUACAAUCCGGAAAUAAAUACAUAGAGGAUGAAAAUAUCAAAUAAACAAAUGUCCAAUAAACAUAUAGAAGUCAUUUUAGUAACAUUUAACAUUUCAAUGAUACAGUAGAGAAAGGAAGGAACUAGAUGUAUUGAUGGCAUCCUCCGUGGCAAAGGACAUAGACGACAAACAAAAAGAACAAAACUAUGUUCGGCUUAACUUGGUGGUUGUCAAACUUUCAACCCGUGUUCUAAAAGCUAGGUUUGACCUCACUGUCCCACCAGGACCACAACUUCACCAAGAGAUAAACAAAUUCACAAAGAAAAUAAACAAUGGCAGAAGUAAAAAGCUGAUCAGCCAGAAGCAGUAUGAUUUGCUUUUCCCAAAAUCUGGUCCUCCGAGCUCAGAAAAGUUCGAUAUCACUUUAUUGGUAUAUUUGUUGAAGCAUAUUUGCGGACUCGACGGCAAAUGUAAAUGGUGGGCUGAAAAAGAUAACAAGAAUAUACCCGAAACUGAAGUUGGGGAAAUUGCAGAUAUUGUACGGAUUCGAAAUGUUAGAAACGAGAUUAAUCAUCUACAAACAGCAAUUAUGGAUCAAAAGGACUUUGAAGAAAAGUGGGACAUUACUGAAAAGGCAAUGCUGCGCUUAGGAGCGGUUUGUAAUUUGUCUGACUUGAAGAACGAAAUAGAUACAAUAAAGAACCAACCGUUCGAGAAAAUUAAGGAAAAAGUCAUUGUCAUGAAAUCUCAAGGAUUUUGAUGGCAAUUACGGAUAUUCUGAUGACGACGAGGAAAUAUAUGAUGAUAACUAUGAUUAUUAUGAUCCCUAUGACGACGAUACGGAGGAAUACGAGCAUGAUGAUUACAACGAUUAUCAUGAAUAUGAUCAAGAUUAUGACGAUGAUGUUCAUGACUGGAAUGAUUAUGAUGAUGAUGUAAAUGACAACCAAGACGACCAAUAUGACGAUGUACAUGAUUACCAAGACGACCAAUAUGACGAUUAUGAUGAAUAGUGAAGAAACCUUUCACUAUCUAAACCAAACACUGAUUUUUAUUUAUAGUGAAAAGUGCUGCAUAUACGAGGUAGAUACAUUCUUUCAUAUCGAAAUAGUUUUCCAAGUGUUUCCAUCGUUGCUAGAAAAUGUCAUCUUAAGAAGAGUCGCGUGCUUAAAAAUGACGUCAUUUCAGCGCCGCAAUUGUUAAUAUUCCGGACAUCAGUCAUUUUGUGUAAAAGCACGUCUUUCAUAUGAAAUG